This is a messenger RNA of Caenorhabditis briggsae, 84 nucleotides long. The transcript has a single exon. The coding region runs from base 1 to 84 and encodes 27 amino acids. The record is from RefSeq and is a predicted model, not a curated record. Lineage: Eukaryota; Metazoa; Nematoda; Chromadorea; Rhabditida; Rhabditidae.
AUGAUUACAGUAACCGUUUUAAAACUUCUGAAAAAAUCUAGUACAGUAAUAACCAACAAAGAAAUUUCGAAAUUGCUAUUUUAG